Messenger RNA from Perognathus longimembris pacificus (Pacific pocket mouse), 4832 nucleotides. RefSeq lists its product as uncharacterized. The transcript is spliced from 12 exons. The record is from RefSeq and is a predicted model, not a curated record. Bases 39 to 3752 code for a protein of 1237 amino acids. Lineage: Eukaryota; Metazoa; Chordata; Mammalia; Rodentia; Heteromyidae. Gene Ontology annotation, molecular function: protein binding.
UGAGGAGGAAGAGAAGAAAAGCAUAUCGAAAGUGGCAAAUGCUGAAUGCCACCGCAUGUACUUCUCAGCCAUCUGGUCAAGCAGGCCAAAAAAAGAGCAAAGACCUUGACAAGGAAGUCAAGGGAAACACUUCAGAGGCUGUGUUUCAUCAGGCUGAGACAUUAGGGAAAUCUAAGGGAAGUGGCAAGGAGCCUACAUCUGCUUCUAUGAAUGGAAAGCAGAAUUCCUCUGUUCUCCCUAAAGAUAAGAAACCAUCUCCAUCUGACAGCAAAAUACACGGCAGGAAGGAAAAUGAUGAUCCUUCUUUGGCUGUCUCCCAUCAGCGAGAGCUCGCCUCACCAGUGGUCAUGUUUAAUGACUCUGAAAAAUCGUUAUCAGGAAAAAUUAUUCUACGGGAUUGCCCAAGCACAGUAGAAGCUUUUAAACCUGCAAAAGGAAAAUUUAUUACAGAAGUCAACUGGGGGGCUUUCAGUGUGCAAGUAGAAAUCAAUAAAAGCAUUUUCUGUAAAACAGCUGCCCAAUUCCCAACAAAAAAGAGACGUCCAGCAUGCCAUCCUCGUUACUCUGCCAGGCACACGAGGAUCUGCUACGCGUGCAAGCAUUGCCUUCCCAAGUGCAAGGCCAGCUCGGAAGAAGCUCUAAAACCUGAGGUACCACGUGAACAUGAACAAAACAAUGCCAGAACCGAGAGCCCUUCUCUGAAAGUAAGCAUUGUAGGAAAAGAAAUAAAGGUCAACUAUUUGAGUAAGAAACAGAAUAUAUUGAUUAAUAUAACUCAUCCCCAAAGAAGGAGGAAAAUAAUAAAACCCAUGUACACGUCCACCAAUUACUCCGCUAGAGCAAUGGCCAGCUCCUCGCCUCAGACCUGCAUUAGCCAUCCUGGAAAACAGCAGCUUGGAAGCCAGCUACAGUACUUGGGCUCUUCUCCCUCUCCUCCCCUUGUGUUUGCUUUCCCGGAGAAGAAUUCUGACACCGCUGCCGUUGCUCUAACCUCAUCUCCCAAGAGAGACAGAAAUAAGCCCCCCACACAUUCUCCUGUCUCAGACAAUACGCAGGCCACAUCUGCCCUAUCUCAGCAGAAGGGCUUUAAAAGAAAUCAGGGGACUCCCAAAAAGAAACAUUACUCUGUAGCUGGUGCUCUUCUGGAGAAUAUUCUUCCUCCUUCCUGUGACAUCCUCAGGACUGCAAGUUUAAGUAACACAGAUUUAAAUAAAAUGCCUGGUGAGGACCGUCAGGAUGUGCAUUUGGAGAGCAGCAGCAGCAGCAGCUCUGGCGUCCAAGAAACCAUCACAUCAGCCUGGAACGCACAGCCAAACACAGAAGGAAGAGAUCAUUCACUAAAUCCCGUUACCAGCACGCCUGUCCCCAUGCAAGAUGACUCCUAUUCUGCUUCUUGUUCGCUGUCUUUUCAGGGCAAGCAUCUCAUAGGAGAAACAGCAGCCAGCAUCUGCUGUACAGACAGUCAGACUCUACCGCCAGAAGGCUGUGAGAAUACACAGCCUCUCUCUGUCCCUUUCAGUCAAGAUGAUGCACAAUGUUGUACCUCCUUCAGCCCAUCUCCCUCCCUCCCUAGACGUUUAGAACCUAUGGAAACCUCUGGGAAAACAGUUUCCUGUACCCAAUGUCCUGAAUUUAUGGCAGAGGAUGAGAAAGGGCAUGGUGAUAUGGCAAACCAAGACAUGACUAGCAAAACCGGUACGCAUAGUGACAUGUAUGGAAACGCACAGCAGCCGCUGGAAAGGAGAAGGAGCCAGAGCCCCACCGUCAGGCCUGCACCUUCUAACAGCCAGGGGAGCCCGACACCCCACAGUGGCCAUAGCACGGUGGAAAGCGAUCAAACAGACAUCCAGGUACAUCAUCUAGAGAUGGAAACCCCCAGAACAACGGAAGUGCCACACGUGGCCUGCAGAACUGAUGGGGCAGAGCACAGUGCCAUUACACAAAAUGAUAAAGAAGGCACACGUGGUUAUAAUUGUCCCAUGGGAAGGAGAGACCCUACAGAGUCACUGCGUUCUCUGGACAUGGUUGAACAUACGUGCCGACUAUUCCCAGUGGUAAAGAAUAAAAGCCACAGCGAGGGUGAAGAACCAACCCAGGCAAAACAAAUCGAAGGCACUGCUGGGUCCAGCUGCGCAGUGCAUGUUGGAGAAAAGCUCUUUCUGAUUGAGAAAACACAAACCAAUGGUUCAGGUCAGUGUGAGGACCAAAAUGAAAAAUGCCUUGUAUUAACCACCGCACACCCAGGGCCAGCAGAAUGCCAAAGGACCGCUUCAGUAAGACCAAAUUCUGAAGAAGAGAACAACAAUGACCCAAAGGAAAUGUUCUAUCACCACAUUGACAUAUUGCUUUCACCUCAGGAGCAGAAAGCUUUGAAAGAUAAUAACUUAGAAAUCAGUAGCCUCCGAAAGUUAUCCCAGGAAUUGGCUCUCAAAAGUGGAAGAGGAAGUGACGGCUCCCAGGAAGAAGCAAUAGACCAGUGGGCCAGAAGGAGGCAACAAUUCAAGGAUAGCAAGAGAUGCAAUUCAACAGGAGGCAGUUCCUUUGCCAGCAACAUCACUGAAGGAUCCAUCACAUCAGAUGAUGGGCAUUCUGUGGAUUUUGGUUCUCGAGUUGAUAUUCAAGACAAAGGAUUCUACACGGAGAAUUUUCACUCAGCAGCAUGGGUUUUCCGGGGGGAUGAUGGGAAUCCUGAAGAUAGUCCCAGAUGUCUUAGCAAGAAACCACGACCAACAGCUGUUCGUGAACGAACAGUGAGACUAUUCAAAGGGACUGGAGAUUAUCCCUGGGGAUUCCGAAUUCAGUUCUCCAAACCAAUUGUGGUAACUGAAGUAGAUACCAACAGCGCGGCGGCCGAGGCCGGGCUCCAGAUCGGGGACGUGGUGCUGUCUGUGAACGGCACGGAGGUCACCUGCGCCGAGCACGCCGAGGCCGUGCACCUGGCAAGGAAAGGUCCGGACAUCUUGACUCUGGUGGUCGGAUCUGACAUCAGCCGCUGUCCCAACACACCCUGGCCCGCCUGCCGUGGCUACCUGCAUAAGAGGACUCACACUGGCUUCCUCAAGGGCUGGAGGAAGAGGUGGUUUGUGCUGAAACAUGAUGGCUACCUCCAGUACUACAAGCAUAAAAAGGAUGAAGGAAAAUGGCCACCUUUGGAGGUAAUAAAAUUAGAAGGAGCAGAAGUUGGCAUUGAUAGCAGCUUGGGAAAACCUUUUGUCUUUAACUGUGUUCCUCAGUCUGGAAGUAGAAUGUUUUGCCUCUGUGCAACCUCAAACCAAGAAAUGAAAAGGUGGCUGGAGGCAAUGGACAAAGCAGCCCAUCCUAUCCGCGAGAGCCACGUCUGGGAAGACGUUACUGCUCACAACAGCAACCUCCCCCCCUUGGCUAUCAAAAAUCCAGAGUGUCUGGGCCUUCUGCACCGACUGGACAGAAGCACAGACACGUGGGUCCAACACUACUGCAUUGUCAAGGACGGCUGCUUGUACUUCUACGCCAGCAUCCGCGCCACCCAGGCCUCAGGUGGCCUAUACCUUCAUGGGUAUAGUGUGAGUGAACAAACCCAUGGCUUCAAACAAGCAGUAAUUGAACUCAAACCCUCAUCAGAAGAGUUCAGGACGUUUCAUUUCUGUGCAGAAAAUGAAACUGAAAACCAGCGCUGGAUUACAGCUCUGAAAGCGUCUAUCAAAAAAUGGCUUCCUUUGCAUGAGGCUAUUCAAGACUUCAUGAAUCGACCUCUAGAGGAGACCAGAAUGUGAAGAGAAAGUCUCCAGGAGUUCACCACCAACCUGCAAGAAGAAACAAAAUGCUUCUAUUCAAUGUCAAGAGAUACAGCUUUUCAAAGGAACAUCCCUUCACUGUUAUAACUUUAUGAUAUGAUUAUAAUUUUUGAACCAAGGCCCCAAUAUCUAAUGUCAUUAUCGAUUAUUUCUUUUCCCACAUUUCUCCCUCAGACUACAUAUGUUUAGCAUCAAAAUACAAUCAGUGAUUUGCUCCCAUCUUUUUAAAGUGUCAAUACAGUGAAAGCUUACUUUGUUUUACUUUUCAUAUUCUUUGUAAAAUGUUCUGUUCUAGCUUUUGAGAAGGCCUGAAAUAUAGAAUUUUUGAGAAAUUCAAGACAGUAGAAAUGAAAUGGCUGAAAGGAUAAGUAGUAAUAGUCCAGCCAAACACGGUAUUCUAUCCUGGGCCAUUUUCCAAUGAACAGGGCCAGGUGCCUCCCAGACCUCUUCAGAUGAAGGAAAGUAAUAAGAAUUAUUGUUAGAAAAAAGUGAAGAUAAGGAAUUGGAUUGAAUUUAGCAGAGAAGACUCAGACAGGAGGCCUCACUCUCUGAAUUUCUAUCACACUGAAAACACAAAAUAAAUCAAGGUUGCACUUUUCUGGAACUUGCAUUUCUCCUAGAAAUAAGUGGAACACUCCGGCUCCUGAAUCCAAGAAUUAGUGAUACAUUUGGAACAUGUGUCACAGAUUUCAAGGGUUUCAGUUGCAAGAUUCAAGGACUCUAGAAAAACUCAUAGAACAUGAGAGAAAUCUUUUCUUUUCAUAAAGUGAUAGUAUUCCAGAACUCACAAGGACCCUAGAGUUCAACUUUUCUUCUGGACAGACACGGCUUCAGAGAAGAAAUGGCCUGAUGGAGAUCACCAGGUUGUUAAUGGCAGGACUAGAACUGAACUCGGGUCUUGCACUUUGUCUCCCUAUCCAUUGUUCUCUUGCUCAUUGUACCCAGGAAAAUCUGGAGUGGUUCCACAGAGACAGUGACACCAUCCCAAAUUGUUAAAUAGUUGUUGAUUCCAGCUGAGAACUGGGUCAAUAAACUAUGCUUAUAUUUCUAUCAUCUCAG